AUGCCCGCCAAGGCCGCCGCUAAGCCCGCCAAGCCCGCCACGAAGGCAGCGCCCAAGCCCGCCAACAAGGCUCCCGCGCCGAAGGCUGCUGCCGCGAAGCCGGUCGCCAAGGCUGCGCCGAAGGCCGCCGCCCCCGCUGCCCGCCCCGCUUCUGGCCCGUCCAACGGCGUGUACGUGAAGAACUGGGGCACUGGCUCUGUUGCCGACGCCACAAAUGUGUUUUCUGCCGCCGGCAAGGUGACCAAGGUACAGCUGCGCCGCCAGCGCUACGCCAUUGUCUUCUUUGAAAACUCCGCCGCUGUGAAGAAGGCCAUCGACCUCUUCAACGAGAAGGAGGUGCUCGGCCAGACUGUGCUGGUGGUGCCCGCUAAGACCAGCCCCAAGCCGGACGCGCACGAGAACUCCUCGUGCGUGUUUGUCAGCCCCAUCUUCCGCCCUUCGACGACGAAGAUGCAGGUGAUGGAGCUGUUUGCUGGUGUGAAGGUGCUGCGCCUGCGCAUGUACCGCCAGAACUUCGUGUACGCCUACCUCGACUCCCCCGCUGCAGCGAAGAAGUUCGUGGAGGAGAAGAACGGCACUGAGUUCCGCGGCCACACACUGCGUGUGGCGCUGUCGGCUCGCUCUCUGGAGAAGCUCCGCGCUCGCCAGGAGGCCGCCACUGUCGUCAUGGCCGCUCACCGCCACCACAAGGCGCACGAGCGUCAGUAA
Molecule: messenger RNA, 708 nt
Organism: Leishmania mexicana MHOM/GT/2001/U1103
Lineage: Eukaryota; Euglenozoa; Kinetoplastea; Trypanosomatida; Trypanosomatidae
Product: putative RNA binding protein
Exons: 1
Coding region: 1-708 (235 amino acids)
Cellular component (GO): nucleus; ribonucleoprotein complex; cytoplasm
Molecular function (GO): mRNA binding
Source: RefSeq, a predicted model, not a curated record